UGAUAGAAGAGCCAGAUCAUCUGCAAAGACGAAAGUAAUUCAACUAACAUAAAAUGCUAACAUUAAUGGACAUUCGUAACGGAAUAAUACAUUGCUAACAUUGGUUAGGUUGUUUUAUUUGAUUAGUAAAUGUAGUUGAUAAUUGUAGAUAUACUGGUUUAAAACCGAACUAUUUAAAAUAAUAAAUAUAUUUUUGUUAUGCCCUAACGAAUAGAAAAAUUGUAUUUCUGACUUUUAAUGACCUUAUGUAAGGCAGUUCUUCUGAGCAAAUGAAUAACUGACAUUAAAUUAACAUAAGUCUAAGUAGUACAAAGGAAACGAUGCAAAACAUUUCUAGUACAAUCAUAAUAGGUUUGGAUAUGUCAAUAUCAAGUCAUUUUUGGUCAUGGUGAAUUUGUACGGCCUGUCAAUGUAUUAAUUUGUGUCGGAAUAUGGGUAUGAAAAACGUACGCUUUUGGGAUCUGGAGUAGUGAGUUUAGAUUGUGUGUCCGUGUGUGUGUUCAAUUUAUUUGAGAUUAUCAAGUCCAAUCUUGGUAUUGAUACCUAUCAACUAUUUAAAAUUGGUCUUAUUGUGAUUGUAUUGGUUUCUAUGUACUUUUAUUGAAAAAUAUCAUGCAUUAUUUAUCCGCAAAAUUUAUCGUUGAACUGUAUAUAACCUACUUGCACCUUGUAAAAUUCCUGUUGCAUUUCGAAUUAUGAUCAUGGAUACAUUAAUGUAUAUCUUAAAGAAGGUAACGAUUUUUCAGGUUAACUAAUAUUUUAGCUCAAAUCUGGUAGUCGCAUGUAAACCCAUCCGACUGGUCACAAUCACUGAUUGUCCCAAUAUAUAGGAAGGGGUCAAUAUCACCCUGUAAUAACCAUAGAUCGAUUAGUUUGACUAAUAUAGCAUCUAAAAUACAAGCCUCAAUAAUUAUCGGGCGCAUAACUAAGACUCACGAAUCGCAAAGGCGGGAAAACUUGGUUUGCUUCAGAUCUGGUCGUGGCUGUAUCGACCACAUAUUCACUAUUCGUCAGGUUCUAGAACACAGGCAUGCUUAUCGGCGUUUGGCAAUGAUGGUUUUUCUUGACAUGGAAGCAUCAUUUGACUCUAUAGACCGAGAGGUUCUGUGACGGUGUCUGUCAUUGAAAGGUGUACCUCAGAGGUACAUAAACCUUGUGAAGGCUCUUUACUCGAACACUACCAGUCGAGUGAGAGCUUACGGCGAACUGUCAUCUGAUUUCACAACCUCAAGUAGUGUCCGACAAGGCUGUCUCCAUUUUUGUUUAACUUCAUCAUAGACUUAUUGAUGGAAAUAACACUCUCGUCGACUGGAUUUUCAGGAAUUGAUCUCCUACCGGGAGAUUCACUUAUCGACUUAGAAUACGCAGAUGACAUAGUCCUGUUUGGUGAAGACGCUGAUGAAAUGCAGUAUUUUGGUAGUAUUGAGCAACAAUGCCAGGAUAUUUGGAAUGCGUUCCCCCCCCUCUAAAUGCAAAUUGUUACUCCAGAACUGGACUGGAAGUGUAAUCAGUCCUAGUGAGUUGGUGUCUGACGAAAUCCCACCACGGAUUUAGAAAGCUCGUUUGACUUUUGCCAACUUACGUCACCUAUGGCGAAGAAGAGAUAUCCGUCUAUCGAUUAAGGGACGAGUAUACUGUGCGGCAGUUCGAUCUAUUCUACCUUACGGCUGCGAAAAGUGGCUAUUGAGGGUAGAAGAUUCUCGUAAGUUACUAGUAUCUGAUCACAGAUGUCUUGGAAAUAUUGCUCGCAUCUGCUGGGAUCACCACGUAAGUAAUAGUGAGGUUAGACGCAGGGUAUUAGAGAAUAGUGGUAAAUCAGUUGAUGAGAUUAAGGAUCUUCAUCGACUGAGAUGGUUGGAUAACGUAUUACGCAUGCCCAACCACCGAUUACCACGACGAGCGUUAGGUUUUGUAAAUCAUUUGCUUAAAAAUACGCCAAAUGAAAGUCAAUGAUUAAAAUAAGUUUACGGUUUAUCGUGCAAAUAGUUUACUCGCUAAACAUGUCACUUAUAUAAAUCAGGAAUUAGAGCACUGGAUAUGAAAUGAAUUGAGUUAAUACCAGGACACUCGUUGUUCUUGUUAUAUUUUCACAUAAAAAAACAAGCAAGAACAAUCGAUCAAGAAAAUUCCUUUUCAUAUUCUCUUGUAAAUAUGUUUUCGUGCUUAAACUAUAAUCACUUGAGAUUAUUUUUAAGUAUUUUACCCACUAGCCCUACAGUUUUUAUGAUCUAAUCUGUUGCUCUUCCUGGGGAGGCUUUCACAAGAUGAUGUUCAUAGUUUCAGGAAUGUAUUAAUAAUAUAUAUUAUUGGAGUAGUUUUAGUCGAAUAACAUUUUCGGAUAUUAUGAAUAUAUAACUAAACGAUCAAUAUAUUAUAUUAUAAAGAUUAUCAGAUUUGCCAUAAAUACUUAUUCAGUGAUACUUGUAUCAGAAAAUUUCAGGAAGAACUUCACAUAUAAAGAGAUUAUAUAGGAACCAUAACAGUACAUUAUAUUUUUCUGCCGAUAUUGUUUUUUCGUUUCGACAUAUAUAAUUCAACAAAUGUAACUAUUUCUACUGUCUUGCUUUUAUCUCAAAAUUAGUGGCAGUUAUCGUACGGAUCGACUACACGAUACUUGGAUAUCACCGAAUAUGUCUCGCCUCCCUUUAGGAUCAUCAAAAUUUAAUUCAUCCUUGGAAUUGUCGAAUCGUUUAACGGCUCCAAAAACUCGCAAUAUGCAUCCCAUGUUAGGUCGUCUAUCAUCAAAAGUUGAAAGUUCAACCAUAAUACGAACAAGUAGUUCAGAAAAUAUUGAAGAGGGUAUGAAUAGCAGAUAUUCAGAUUUCUCUUCCACCAAUUCAAGUAGCUCUAAAUCCCGACUGCUGAGAUCUACGGCCAGAAAAUUUCAAAAUGAAAGGAGUGGUUCUCGCAAACUAGCUACAAGAGAAUAUCCAGUGUCACACGACCUAGGAAAUAAUAAUAAACCAUCUGGCUCCGACAACUUAACGCUUCACGACGAUCAAGAUGAAUCAAUAAUUACUCCGAUGGAACGAGCAAGACCACGUAAAUCGGAAAGGCUAGCUUUUAGAAAUAAGUUAAAGUCACAACAGUCAUCAGCACUGGUUAGUGUUAAUACUAUUAAUCGUCAAGAAACAUCCCCUUAUCUAUCAUUGACAUCAACAUUUGUCUAUCCAAAUAAACCACAAUCAACGGUGGCUUCCAUGAUUAUGUCAUCGAAGGCUUUACAAAUGUCUAGCCAAGUAUAUAGUAAUGUGGGUAAUUCAGUAACUACAAAUACUGAUCCUUGGAUGAAGCGUAUUUCAUCUAUUUGGGGAAGGUCGUCAAGUAAUAAUCCGUCUGCAAUUAGCUCAAAUGAUAACGUUAAUUUUGAUAGUACACAAUCUCAUAUGGUACAAAGACGACCUAGAGGAUGGUUGGCACGUCAUAUGUUUGGUUUGGAAAGAGAUACUACUGAAGAUCCUAAUUUUGAAUCAAGGAAUACAGACAAUCAAUUUCUGUCUAGUGAUAUAGAGGAUAACUAUGAUGCUAAUAUUUCGUAUCAUAAAACUAAAAGUCUUACCAAUCGAAACAAAACAGUAGUUCAUUUUAAUCUACCUGAUUCGAACUCAUUUCGUUCUGGCUUUCUUUUACGCCGAUCAAGAUUAUGUUUUUACACCCAAUCUGUUUUAAACAGUCUGCGGAAUAUGUCUAUUCACUUUUUAGCGUUUUUAAUGGCCUUCAUUUAUGCUGUUGGAAAUAUUUUUCUGUAUACCCUCAGUUGCUUACCACGAUUAUUCGAUUGGCUGUUUGGAAAAUUAUUUAGUGGAAAUGAUAAUUCUUCAGCUAUGUCUCUGAAACACCACUCAAGAUUACGUACUGAUUUAUUGAGAUUUCAAAAUUCCACAGGUUCAUCAAGUUUCUAUGUACAGAGAAAUAAUAUCUGGAAUUUUUGCUUGCGUUUACUAUUGCCGUUUCUUAUCUUAUUCCCGUUAUUACUAAUUUUAAGCCUCUUGUUUGCACCAACUGAUGAUCUUUCAAAUAAUUCAUCUUUAAAAUUGUUUCCAUUUUUCUCUGAUUCUAAUUGUACGUAUGAACUUUCUGAGCCACGCCCGGAUAGUACUCAUAUUUGGAAUUUAUUUAAAUGGAAUGCACGUUGUCUUUAUGUUCGUUAUUUUUUGUCAUCUGAGCUAGAUGAGGAUAACAGUAGAUCUGACAAAGAAAAUGAUCGCUGGCAAUGGAUUCCGUUCUUCAGUUCAAGUAAACCUACUGAUCAAAUAAUUUUUGAUGCAGGGAAUCUGAAUGAUGUAACAAUAAAUAAAGUUAUUGAGGAGUUGAUAUCACUUUCUCAAUCGGUUAACAAGCGCUUGGACGUACUGUCACAGACAAUUAAAGUUACCGAUGAUCGUUUAACCAAUUUAAAAGAAGACUCUAUCAGAAAAUCGGAUAUGCUCAAUCUGCAACUUAUUGAAAUGAGAAAUAUAUUUGACCAUCAUAUAAAUGAAUGGAAUCAUUUUUAUCUGAAAUAUAACCAGUCAGAUAAUAUCAUUCGAUCAUCUGAGCGUCUGUCUGAUAAUAAAGAUUUUAACUCUGAUCAUAAUGCAGCAUUUCGUAUAGAAAGCGAUCGUUUACUAAGGUUAGCCAGUGAAGCAGCUAAUCAUAGUAUUGCAAUUCAGUUGGAUGAGCUACGUACCAAAAUCCUACAAGACCUUAUAAAAUCCGAUCUGGAAAAAAAUAUGAGUAUUCAAAAUAUGUCAAUACUGUUGAAUAGUUUACGUAGUCAGUUAAGUAUACGUACUAAAGAAACUCAAAAGGAGCUUCACAGGCUACACUCGCAGUUGACUAUAAAUAGUAAUCGGUCAAAGAAGUUUAUAGAUUUUAAAAACAAUUUACUUCAGUUACAAAAUAAAAUCAAUUUAUUAACAUUACGCAUCUCUGAUUUAGAAAGGUUGAGUGAAGAAUCUAAGUCCACUUUUACAUACAUUAAAGAUGAAUUGAAAAAAUGCUCAGGAGCUGAAGAAAUUAAGAAGGAUUGCCAUGAUGCAGCUAUUGAACAGAUGAAUUUUGCUAUAACUAAUCUCUCUCAGUCAUUUUCAACUCAAAUUAAAGAAAUCGUCCAAGAGACUAUAAUCAAUGAAUUAAGGGACAGUGAUAGUGUCCUUUUCACUUACUUUAGACAAACUGUAUCUAUGCUGGCAAAAGAAUCCGUUGAUAAAUUGAUUUACAAUCGUCAUUCGGAAUUGGUUCCACACUCACUUGAAAACAAAGCAACUUUAGCUAAAAUGAUUGAUGAAGCUCUUCAUCUAUUUGCAGCUGAUAGAACCGGUCUUACAGAUUAUGCUUUAGAAUCAUCUGGAGGUUCUAUUGUUGGCACACGUUGUACAAAAACAUAUACAGAGGGCGCGUCAUUAUUUAGUAUUUUUGGCUUGCCUUUAGCCCGUCUUAGCAAUUCUCCUCGAACAAUCCUCCAACCUGGUAAUAAUCCUGGGGACUGUUGGCCAUUUCACGGAAGUAAGGGUCAAGCUAUCAUUCGUCUAUCGUCUCCAAUUAUUAUCAGUUCAGUGACUUUAGAACACUUACCAAGGGAACUCGCGCCAAAUGGUAGACUGGACUCAGCUCCGAGGGAUUUUCUUGUGAAGGCACUUCAAACAGAAUAUGAUGAUGGGAUAGUUUUGGGAGAAUUUACCUAUGAUGUGAAUAGUAAACCCAUACAAAAUUUUCCUGUAAAAGAAUAUUCAAAAUCUGUCCAAUUUGUCGAACUUGUCAUACUGAGUAAUCACGGACAUCCCAAAUAUACAUGUAUUUAUCGCUUUCGAGUUCAUGGCAAUAUGAUUACAUGAUCAGAGUUCAGCAAUACUUUGUAGAUACAUAUACGUAACACGUCACCCUUCAUGCUGCUCUGUACACACUGCAAUCACUGUUUUCUUAACAAAAUGAUUCUUGUGCCUUCAUGUUAUCCUCCUAAUCAAACGUUCUGCUCUGUAACAUUUUAAACCAUUUGAUUUUAUGGCUUUUAUGUUUUAUGUUUAAAUAUAUUUAUUGUGUUGUAAUC
This is a messenger RNA of Schistosoma rodhaini, 6028 nucleotides long. The record is from the annotation of a GenBank genome assembly. Lineage: Eukaryota; Metazoa; Platyhelminthes; Trematoda; Strigeidida; Schistosomatidae.